AUGCCCAACACAAGCCUACGGAGGCCACAAAAAGGUUUCCGUCGAGGCGGCAAAAGUGCAUAUCACGGUCAACGGAUUCGUACGUUUGCGGCUACGUCAAGAGCAGAAGGGACUUCGGCGGAUGAAAAAUGGGAACGGACACGGCUCGCUCAAACGAUAGACGAAAACUUCGGUUUCGGAAGAUACGACAGUGGAAAGAAGAAGGAAGGAUGGCUCGUCAAUGUUCAGCCUACCGCCAUCGAAGAUGAGAGGCUUCCCGGCGGAAGGGCAGCACUUGACUGCUACUUCAUUGAACAUGAUGGCGCGACGUUCAAGGCGACUGUCGAAUACGACCCCUACUUUCUGAUUGCCGUCAAAAAGGGCCACGAAUCCGAGGUAGAGGAAUGGGUCAGGCGAGUCCCUGGAGAUGGUUGUACCAAAACCAUUCGGAGAGUCGAAAAGGAUGAUUUGAAAAUGCCUAACCACCUGUUGGGUUAUCGGCGGACCUUCCUGGAACUCAAGUUUGCCAAUGUUCAAGAUCUCAUGGCUGCUAGGAGGGACAUCAUGCCUGUGGCUGAGAAGAACAAGAAGAACAUGAAUGCCAUGGACGCAUAUGCUGAAGUCAUUACAGCCAGUGGCAACUUUGACCUUUUCGACGACGAUUUACGAACUGACGAACGAACGAAUAACUCAUUCGCUGAGGCGAGUGACUACAUUGUUGAUAUUCGCGAAUAUGAUGUACCCUACCAUGUGAGAGUAAUGAUAGACCUUGGUGUGUUUCCUUCCGUUGUUCUGUUGGUUAAUCGCCAUAUUGACAAUGCGGCAGAUAUCCGAGUUGGCAAAUGGUACUAUGUUGAGGUGAAGCACGGAAUAACCAAAAUUUUGCCCAACGAAGAUCGAUCACUUCCGGCGGAUCCAGUUGUUCUGGCAUUCGACAUCGAAACAACCAAACUUCCCCUGAAGUUUCCCGACGCUGCCAUUGACCAGAUCAUGAUGAUUUCAUACAUGAUUGAUGGUCAAGGGUUUCUCAUCACCAAUCGGGAAAUAAUUUCCGAAGACAUUGGCGACUUUGAUUACACCCCAAAGCCAGAGUAUCCAGGCCCGUUUAUGAUCUUCAACGAACCCAAUGAGAAGGCUGUUAUUGAGCGAUUCUUCCUUCACGUGAAAGAAGCCAGACCAACUGUUAUUGCCACUUACAACGGCGACUUCUUCGAUUGGCCUUUUGUCGAAGCGAGAGCGAGCGUUAAUGGAAUCGACAUGUACCAAGAAAUAGGGUGGAAGAAGGACAGCGAAGACCAAUUCAAAUGUAAUUACGGCGUUCACAUGGACUGUUUCCACUGGGUCAACCGUGACUCGUAUUUGCCACAAGGUUCUCGUGGUUUGAAGGCUGUCACGGUAGCCAAGUUAGGAUAUGACCCCGACGAACUCGACCCGGAAUUGAUGACGCCCUAUGCCAGUGAAAGACCACAAACCCUGGCGGAAUACUCGGUGUCUGAUGCUGUUGCUACGUAUUUCUUAUACAUGAAAUACGUACACCCUUUCAUCUUCUCUCUUUGUACCAUUCUUCCCUUGGGUGGUGACGAUACACUCAGAAAGGGUACCGGAACCCUGUGUGAGAUGUUGCUCAUGGUCCAGGCGUACCAAAAGGAAAUCGUGCUGCCUAACAAGCACCAGUCCCCCAAAGAAGCAUUUUGGGAUGGUCAUCUUCUGGAUUCGGAGACAUAUGUUGGAGGACACGUCGAGAGUAUCGAGGCAGGCGUCUUCCGAGCGGACAUUCCAGCAGACUUUGCCGUUGACACAGGUGCUAUUGACGAACUGCUGCGCGACAUAGAUGCCGCGCUAGAGUUUGUCAUCACCGUGGAGGAGAAGAAGUCGCUGGAUGACGUGGAGAACUACGAGGAAGUCAAGGAGCAAAUUGUUGCUAAGCUGAUGAAGCUCAAGGAAACACCAAAUCGACAGGAACGACCACUCAUUUAUCAUCUAGACGUCGCAUCCAUGUAUCCUAACAUCAUGACAACGAACCGCCUACAACCGGAUUCUAUGAUUGAUGAGUCGGACUGUGCGGCUUGCGAUUUCAAUCGACCGGGAAAGACGUGCGACCGAAGACUGCCCUGGGCCUGGAGGGGUGAGUAUCUUCCCGCCAAGCGAGACGAGUACAACAUGAUUCGACAUGCUCUGGAGAAUGAGAAGUUUCCCGGCAAAACACCACAUGCGCCAAUGCGCGCAUUCGGGGAUCUGAGCGCCGACGAGCAGGCUUCCCUAGUGCGCAAACGACUACAACUAUACUCGCAAAAGGUGUACCACAAAAUCCACGAUUCCACUACCAUUGUACGUGAGGCCAUCAUUUGUCAGAGAGAAAAUCCGUUUUACAUCAACACCGUGCGAGACUUCCGUGAUCGACGAUACGACUACAAGGGAAAGGCCAAAGUAUGGAAAGGCAAAACCGAGUCACUCAAAUCGUCUGGCGCAAAUGCAAGUGAGGUAGACGCGGCCAAGAAGAUGAUCAUCUUGUAUGAUUCUCUGCAGCUGGCGCACAAAGUCAUUCUGAAUUCCUUCUAUGGCUACGUCAUGAGAAAGGGCUCGCGAUGGUAUUCCAUGGAAAUGGCUGGCGUUACGUGUCUGACGGGCGCGACCAUCAUUCAACUGGCACGAAAACUUGUGGAGCGGCUGGGAAGACCUCUGGAACUUGACACAGAUGGUAUUUGGUGCAUGUUGCCGGCGACAUUUCCCGAAAACUUCUCCUUCAAGUUGAAAAACGGCAAAAAGCUCGCCGUCUCAUAUCCCUGUGUCAUGUUGAAUCACCUUGUUCACGACAAAUUCACGAAUCAUCAGUAUCAGACGCUCGCGGACCCGAAAACAUUCAAGUACGAAACUCACAGCGAGAACUCCAUCUUCUUCGAAGUCGACGGUCCCUACAGAGCAAUGAUUUUGCCAACGUCAAAGGAGGAAGAUAAGAACCUGAAGAAGCGGUACGCAGUCUUCAAUGACGACGGUAGUCUCGCUGAGCUGAAAGGGUUCGAGGUCAAGAGACGUGGCGAACUCAAGCUUAUCAAGAUCUUUCAACAACAAAUCUUCAAGUUCUUCCUGGAAGGUGAGGAUCUGACACAGUGCUACGGGGCCGUCGCCAAAGUUGCAAAUCGAUGGCUUGAUGUGCUGCACAACAAGGGGUCGACCUUGGCGGACGAGGAGCUCAUGGAGUUGAUUUCGGAGAACCGAAGCAUGUCCAAGACGCUAGAGGAGUACGGUUCGCAGAAAUCGACCAGCAUCACCACGGCCAAACGCCUUGCCGACUUCUUGGGCGAGCAAAUGGUAAAGGACAAAGGUCUCAAUUGCAAAUUCAUCAUCUGCUCGCGGCCACGCAAUGCUCCAGUCACUGAGCGUGCCGUCCCGGUUGCCAUCUUCUCGGCCGAAGAGUCAAUCAAGAGGACGUAUCUGAAGAAGUGGCUCAAGGAGGAGCCCGCGGACACGGAUCCAAGAGCCCUCCUGGACUGGGAUUACUAUCUAGAGCGUCUUGGUUCCGUUAUUCAGAAGCUCAUCACCAUCCCCGCCGCUCUGCAAAGGGUCCGAAAUCCAGUCCCGAGAGUGCCUCAUCCCGAUUGGCUUCAGAGACGUAUCAACAUCAAGGAUGACAAGAUGAAGCAAAAGAAAUUGACGGAUUUGUUUGCGAAGGAGCCCCUCGGAGACAUCACAAAUAUCAAUGGAUCCCGAAUGGAGGACCUGGAGGACUUUGGAAGCAGGCUCCUGAAGCCAAAGCAGGUCAGCACGGCGAUUUCCUCUUCGCAACCUGCACCGACGGCUCAGAAACGUAAAUCCCCGGGACCUGCCGAGGACACGGACCCCAUGGCUGCAUUGCCCAAGGUCAUGCCGAGUCCGUCGGAAGACUACCCUGCCUUUUUGAAGUAUCAGAAGCAGAAAUGGAAGCUGCAGAAGCAGGCUCGUACUCGCAGGCGGCAAUUGUUUGGCGACAGGAGAGGCCUGACCGGCAACAACAACAUUCAGCAGUCAUUCAUGAAACAAGCCCACAUCACCUUUAUGAAUACAUGGCAGCUGCUUCACCUGCAGCCCACCGACAGUCCUGGCGUCGUCACUGCUCAUGUUUUGAUUGAUGCCAAAAUUCACACUUUGAAAAUCAAUGUUCCUCGACAAGUCUUUUUGAACCUCAAGGGCAGCGAGCUCCCCGACGUUGAUGUCGCUGGCUGUGACGUCGAGCAGGUCAACUACACGCUUCCGAACGGCCACGCGUCAAGCCAUCUCUUUAAGCUUACGGUUCCAGAGGACGUGUACUUUGGCGAGACGGCCAAAUUCUCCCUGCUGUUCAAUCACCCCAGCGUGGAGGGUGUAUACGAGAAACAAGUGCCUCUGAACAUCCGGGCCGUGCUUCGUUUGGGAAAUCAAUGCACGAUUGACGUGCAGCAGGAUGCUGUGCUCGGCAAGGGCCUGGAACAGGGCUUCGAUCUGUUUGGCCUUAAAAGACCCGUCAAGACACGCACUUACUUGGAGUCGUCUCCGCUGGCGUACAUUUAUAUUUCUCACAUCACAGCCGGUGAGCGUCAGAUCUUUGGUAUCUUUUCCACCACGUCGGACCAGGGUCACGUCAUCAUUCAGCAGAAGAACAAGGAUUCUGGUCAGGAUCUUCCCCAUGUCGGCCGGAUCUAUGGAGAGAUGCUGGCCAAACGAGCUGAAGAGGCAGCAGGCACCAACUGGCAGGACUGCUUUGCAUACCAGGAAAAGAUGACGUUCAACAUCACCCAAGUCUCCACGCGCCGCAGAGUCCAUUCCGAAAUUGGCGACGUCGUCAAGAAGAUGCGAAAGGAUGAGUCCAGACCGCAAGUGAUGGUGAUCCAGUCUUCGCAACGCAAUCUGCUGGUCCACCAUGUUCCUGUCCUGGCAGAGUUCCCCGUCUUGCCGUUGAAGUACGAUGCCACCGACAGUUCCCUCCCCCCGCUGGGCUGGCAAGCUGUCGCGGCCCGCCGGCUCGUCGGUCACUAUCUCGGCCUCGGCUCUUGGAUACUACACCUCACCGCGCUCGCGAGGUACGGCGACGUUCCUCUUUGCAACCUGGAACGGGAGGACCCUCGUUUCCUCAUCGACAUUGCCUACGCACGUCGACUACAGGCCAACGGAGUUGUGCUAUGGUGGUCGGCCGGUCCGCGCCCCGACCACGCCGGAUACGAAAAGGACGACGUCCUCGGUCCGCUGGACACGGUCCGGAUGCCCAACGUGAACAACCCGGGGACUUUUGCUUCGGUCUGCAUCGACCUCGACGUGCGGAACCUGGCCAUCAACACCCUCCUGACAUCCUCACUCAUCAACGAGCUGGAAGGGGCGGACUCGGUGUCGUUCAAUCCAAGCGCCGACGGGUCCGAGACUUUGGCCUCGGACAACGCCUUUGCCAACGCCGGCGUCCUCGUUCUCCGUGAAAUGGUCAAGGCGUGGUGGGCAGAGGCCUGCAAGGGAAGCACCAUGGCGGACGUGUUGGUCCAGCACCUGGUCCGCUGGGUCGAGAACCCCGACUCCUUCAUGUACGACCGAGCCCUGCACUACUACGUGCAGAUGAUGUCCCGAAAGGCGUUCCAGCAGCUCAUGGCGGACUUCAGGCGGGUCGGGUCGCAGGUCGUGUUCGCCAACGCCGACCGCCUGAUCCUGCAGACGACCAAGGCCGAGGUCGGCAACGCCUUCGCCUACAGCCAGUACAUCAUCAAGUCGAUCAAGAGCAAGCCCCUGUUCCACUUUAUCGAUCUCGAAAUCAAAGAGUACUGGGACUACCUGGUGUGGUACGACGAGUACAACUACGGCGGCAAAGGGUGCCGGCAGGUCGUCGAAGCGGCCGGCCAGAGCCUAGAAACCAUCAUGCACUGGCAGAUGGCCACCCUUCUCCCCGUGCGGCUGCAGCCCGUCUUCCAGGAAUGGGUCAUCGCCUUCAUACAGCUCAUGCACGACCUCAAGCGGCGGACGAGCAGCGACCCCGACUCGACGCCUCGCCCGACACAGCUGCCCGGCCGCAAGGACGGAAGCGAGGCCGGCCAGGUGCUUGCCGGGAAAGCCUACGAGAGGCCCCUCAAGAAGGCCGUUGCCGGACUGAUGAGCCAGCAGAAGCGGGAGCUCCUGCAUCCAGAGCUGGCAGGGGACUACAGCUUUCCCAGCCUCCCCGGAUCGCGCCCGACGCCCCGCGACCCCGUGCUGGAGCUGGUCAAGUCGCUCAUGCAGGUCCUUUCUCUGGACAAGAACAUCGCCCUCGAGGCCCGUCUGUUGCGCAGGGAGCUGCUGGCGCUGUUCGAUGUCCGGGAAUUCUCCAAGGAAGGGACGUUCGCGAACCCCUCGGAGAGCCUCAAGCUCGCGCAGCUGUCGUGCGACAGCUGCACAGUGACGCGUGACCUGGACCUUUGCCGGGACGAAGACCUCCAAGGAGGCGACGGCCGAGGCUGGCGCUGCCGCUUCUGCGAUAGCGAGUACGACCGCGUCGCCAUCGAAGAGAGGCUCGUGUCGGCGGCGGAGGCGUGGGCGGUGGAGUGGGCAACGCAGGAUCUCAAGUGUUGUCGAUGUGGCGCCCUGCGGGUCAACGACUUGAUGGAGCAUUGCACCUGCAGCGGCGAGUGGAAGGAGAUGGUAUCCCGGGGCGACAUUGUGCAGAAGCUGACGGUCAUGAAGAGGGUGGCCAAGUACUACGGGUUACGGAUGCUGGGCGAUGCUGUGGAGGGCCUCCUCGCAGACGUGUGA
Metarhizium album ARSEF 1941 is the source of this 6696-nucleotide messenger RNA. Its product is annotated as DNA polymerase epsilon. The transcript has 2 exons. Gene Ontology annotation, cellular component: epsilon DNA polymerase complex; nucleus. The record is from RefSeq and is a predicted model, not a curated record. The coding region runs from base 1 to 6696 and encodes 2231 amino acids. Gene Ontology annotation, molecular function: single-stranded DNA 3'-5' DNA exonuclease activity; DNA binding; DNA-directed DNA polymerase activity. NCBI's taxonomy places the organism in Eukaryota, Fungi, Ascomycota, Sordariomycetes, Hypocreales, Clavicipitaceae. Gene Ontology annotation, biological process: base-excision repair, gap-filling; DNA replication proofreading; nucleotide-excision repair, DNA gap filling.